AUGUACCGCGCCGCCGGGAGUCACCUCCGCUCCCUCAAGCAUCAUGGUGCUUCUAGGUUUGCCAGCACAAGUGUUGUGAAGCAGUCCUCAGGUGGUCUGUUCAGCUGGCUUCUUGGUGGAAAGUCGAGCGAACUCCCUCCCCUUGAUGUUCCGCUCCCAGGCAUUACCAUUCCCUCACCUCUACCAGAUUUUGUAGAGCCAUCUAAGACAAGAGUCACUACACUUCCAAAUGGCGUCAAGAUUGCCUCGGAGACAUCAUCGAGCCCAGCAGCAUCUGUGGGUCUGUACAUUGACUGUGGUUCCAUUUACGAAACACCUGCUUCAUCUGGAGUAUCACAUCUGUUGGAGAGAAUGGCUUUCAAGAGCACAGUGAAUCGGACUCACUUACGGUUAGUUCGUGAGGUAGAAGCCAUUGGGGGAAAUGUCUCUGCAUCAGCUUCCCGUGAACAAAUGAGCUAUACCUAUGAUGCUUUGAAGAGCUAUACACCAGAAAUGGUUGAAGUUCUCAUUGACAGUGUGAGGAAUCCAGCAUUCCUCGAUUGGGAGGUCAAAGAGCAGCUCCAGAACAUAAAAUCUGAAAUAGCUGAUGUGUCUGCUAAUCCUCAAGGUCUACUUCUGGAGGCCCUUCAUUCGGCUGGAUAUUCCGGGGCACUAGCAAAACCUUUGAUGGCUUCAGAAUCCGCUGUAGACCGAUUGGAUGUUAGCAUCUUGGAGGAAUUUGUUGCUGAACAUUACACUGCUCCCAGGAUGGUUCUUGCAGCAUCAGGAGUUGAGCAUGAUGCGUUGGUUUCAGUUGUAGAACCACUUCUGUCUGACCUUCCGAGUGUGAAACGUCCUGAAGAGCCGAAAUCUGUGUACGUGGGAGGGGACUAUCGCUGCCAAGCAGAUUCUCCAAGCACACACAUUGCACUUGCUUUUGAGGUGCCAGGAGGAUGGAAUCAAGAGAAAACUGCAAUGGUUGUGACGGUGCUUCAGAUGCUCAUGGGAGGAGGAGGGUCCUUCUCUGCUGGCGGACCUGGAAAGGGAAUGCAUUCUCGAUUGUAUCUCCGUGUCUUGACCAACUUCCAACAGCUUGAAUCAUUCUCUGCUUUCAACAGUGUCUAUAACAAUUCGGGCCUUUUUGGAAUUUAUGCAGUCACUAGCCCAGACUUUUCAUCGAAGGCUGUGGAUUUGGCAGCAGGGGAACUCCUGGAGAUUGCGACUCCUGGAAAAGUUACACAAGAACAGCUUGAUCGUGCUAAAGAGGCAACCAAAUCUGCAGUUCUGAUGAACUUGGAAUCAAGGUCUAUAGCAUCUGAAGAUAUUGGAAGACAGGUUCUGACUUAUGGGGAAAGGAAGCCCAUUGAAUAUUUCCUGAAAACAGUUGAGGAGAUCACUUUGAAUGACAUUUUGUCAACUGCAAAGAAGAUGAUGUCCUCACCGCUCACAAUGGCGUCGUGGGGCGAUGUUAUUCAUGUUCCUAGCUACGAGUCUGUCAGCCGCAAGUUCCACUCGAAGUGA
Messenger RNA from Miscanthus lutarioriparius, 1500 nucleotides. The record is from the annotation of a GenBank genome assembly. NCBI's taxonomy places the organism in Eukaryota, Viridiplantae, Streptophyta, Magnoliopsida, Poales, Poaceae.